AGCGCCGGCCGGGGCCGACAGCGCCAUGGACGGCACGGACAACGCAACCCUGUUCCUCGCCACUCUGCUGCCGGACAACUACAGCCUGCCGCCCAACGCCAGCGGCCCGAGCCCCGGCACCGACUGGCCCCUCGCUCCCGCCUCCAGCGCCAGCCCCGGCCCCGGGCUCAGUCUCGCGCCGGGUCCCAGCGUCAGCUUCAGCCCAGGCGGGACCCCGACCCCGACCCCGACCCCGACCCCGGAGCCGACGACCGGCAGCCUGACGCUCGCGGGCGGCGCGGCGACCCACGGCCCCUCCGCGUUCCCUCGGCCCUGGGCGCUCCCCGGGCCCCUGUUCUGGGACACGCCGCUGAACCACGGGCUGAACGUGUUCGUGGGCGCCGCCCUGUGCAUCACGAUGCUGGGCCUGGGCUGCACCGUGGACGUGAACCGCUUCGGGGCGCACGUCCGCCGGCCCGUGGGCGCGCUGCUGGCCGCGCUCUGCCAGUUCGGCUUCCUGCCGCUGCUGGCCUUCCUGCUGGCCCUCGCCUUCAAGCUGGACGAGGUGGCCGCCGUGGCGGUGCUCCUGUGCGGCUGCUGUCCCGGCGGAAAUCUCUCCAAUCUCAUGUCCCUGCUGGUGGACGGCGACAUGAACCUCAGCAUCAUCAUGACCAUCUCCUCCACGCUGCUGGCCCUGGUCUUGAUGCCCCUGUGCCUGUGGAUCUACAGCAGGGCCUGGAUCAACACCCCUCUGGUGCAGUUACUACCCCUGGGGGCCGUGACCCUGACGCUCUGCGGCACUCUCAUCCCUAUUGGCCUGGGCGUGUUUAUUCGCUACAAAUACAACCGGGUGGCUGACUACAUUGUGAAGGUUUCCCUGUGGUCUCUGCUACUGACUCUGGUGGUCCUUUUCAUAAUGACCGGCACUAUGUUAGGACCCGAACUGCUGGCACGGAUCCCUGCAGCUGUUUAUGUGAUAGCAAUUUUCAUGCCUCUGGCAGGCUAUGCUUCAGGCUACGGCCUCGCUACGCUAUUCCACCUGCCGCCCAACUGCAAGAGGACUGUUUGUCUGGAAACAGGUAGUCAGAAUGUGCAGCUCUGCACUGCCAUUCUCAAACUGGCCUUCCCGCCACAGCUCAUAGGAAGCAUGUACAUGUUUCCCUUGCUUUAUGCCCUUUUCCAGUCUGCAGAGGCAGGGAUUUUUGUUUUAAUAUACAAAAUGUAUGGGAACGAAAUGUUGCACAAGCAAGAUCCUCUAGAGGAAGAUGAAGAUACAGAUAUUUCUUAUAAGAAACUCAAAGAAGAGGAGAUGGCAGACACUUCCUAUGGCACAGUGAAAGCAGAUAAUUUAAUGAUGAUGGAAACCACCCAGACUUCUCUCUGAGCGUGGAGAUACAUGCACAGGAGCUUCUAUCUU
Molecule: messenger RNA, 1396 nt
Organism: Otolemur garnettii (small-eared galago)
Lineage: Eukaryota; Metazoa; Chordata; Mammalia; Primates; Galagidae
Gene: SLC10A4
Product: solute carrier family 10 member 4
Exons: 3
Coding region: 26-1363 (445 amino acids)
Biological process (GO): bile acid and bile salt transport
Cellular component (GO): membrane
Molecular function (GO): bile acid:sodium symporter activity
Source: RefSeq, a predicted model, not a curated record